Cyphellophora europaea CBS 101466 is the source of this 1737-nucleotide messenger RNA. RefSeq lists its product as uncharacterized. Gene Ontology annotation, molecular function: amino acid transmembrane transporter activity. Gene Ontology annotation, cellular component: membrane. The coding region runs from base 1 to 1737 and encodes 578 amino acids. Gene Ontology annotation, biological process: amino acid transmembrane transport. The transcript is spliced from 3 exons. The record is from RefSeq and is a predicted model, not a curated record. Lineage: Eukaryota; Fungi; Ascomycota; Eurotiomycetes; Chaetothyriales; Cyphellophoraceae.
AUGGGUGUCGAUUCCGACGCUCGCAAGCAGAGCAUGGCCGACGAAGCCGUUCACCCCGUGCCCAGCAACGAACCUCAAGAGGGUGAACGAUUCGACAUACCCAACAAAGUCGGCCAUACCAACUUUUCCGAACGACAGCUCUCCGAGGAAGAAUGGGCUCGCCUCGGCCAGACCCGCCGUGGUCUCUCCCCGCGACAGGCGCAAUUGAUGGCUAUCGGUUCCGGCAUUGGCACUGGUCUGUUCGUCGGUAUUGGCGGUGUGCUCAGCAGGGCGGGCCCGGCGAAUCUCCUGUUGGGCUAUCUCACCUAUGCGCUGCUCUUCACGUGGCCCCUUACACUGUGUGUUGGCGAGAUGUUGGCGUUCUUGCCCGUUCGAGGCUGCAUUUAUGAGUUGGCGGGUCGAUAUGUUGACCCGGCAUUUGGGUUUGCGUUGGGGUGGAUCUACUUCUUCGCUGGGUGCAUGGUGCUGUGUGUCGAAUAUGCCGCUGUUGCUGCUGUUAUGGGGUACUGGAACAUCGAUGUCAAUCCUGCCGUCUGGAUCGCUAUGUCGCUGGUGUCGUGCUAUCUUUUGAAUGUGGUGGCUGUUCGAUGGUACGGCGAGUCCGAAUUCUUCUUUGCGUCAACCAAGGUCCUCAUGAUCAUCGGCUUGAUCAUGCUUACUUUCAUCACCAUGGUUGGAGGAAACCCACGGAACGAUGCUUACGGGUUCCGCUACUGGACGGACGGCAAUGCCAUGCACGCAUACUACACCACAGGCAGCGCAGGCCGGUUCCUUGGCUGGUUCGCUGUGCUGAGAUACGCAGCUUUCACAAUCGGGGGACCGGACCUGAUCGCUCUCGCCUCCGGUGAGAUCCAGAACCCGCGACGCUCCAUUCCCAGGGUCGCGAAGCUUGUCUUCGUCCGGUUACUGGUAUUCUACGUCAUUGGUGCUUUCGCAGUCGGUAUCCUCUGCGAAUCCAGGGACAACCGACUCCUGGGAGCCAUUGAGAGUGGUGCUAGUGGUGCUGCCGCGUCGCCUUGGGUUAUCGGUAUCCAGAACCUUGGCAUUGACACACUUCCGACCAUCAUCAACGUCGUCAUCCUACUUUCUGGCUGGUCUGCCGGCAAUGCGUUCCUCUACUCAACCAGUCGCUGCCUCUACUCUCUGGCCCGUGAUGGCCAGGCACCAAAGAUAUUCAUGAAGUGCACCAAGUCUGGAGUGCCGGUCCACUGCGUCACAAUCGUCAGCCUGAUCAGUUGCGUCACCUUCAUGGUUGCCUCAGAGUCAGCUGUGACCGUCUUUUGGUGGUUUGUCAAUCUCACCACCAUCACAUACUUGCUAGUGUACACCGGCUACAUCGUCACAUUCGUGUUCUGGUACAAAGCAUGCAAAGCCCAGGGCCUGGACCGCAACACACUACCUUUCAAAGUCCCGUACGGCCUAACCAGAGCCUACGUCGCCAUCUUCCUUGGCUGUGUGAUAAUGAUCUUCCUCGGUUUUGAUUGCUUUGUCCCCUGGGACACCCAGGGCUUCAUCACCUCGUACUUCGGCAUCCCAUUCGCCGUGAUCGUUUAUUUCGGCUACAAAUACUACAAGCGCACCAGGUUUGUGCGACCAGAGGAUGCGGAUCUGUACUCGGGCAAAUUGGAGAUUGAUUUCGAAUGCAAACAGUGGGAAGAUGGUGGGAUCGAGGAGAACGAGAAGAAGAGACUUGCUCAGAUGAAUGUCUUCAGGAGAGGUUGGGAGAAAUGCUGGUAG